CAAAAUUUGAUUUUAUACCUAUAUAUUUAGGUACCUAACUAAUACCUAACCAUCAAUUCUCUAAGUAGGUACCUACCCAUUGUAUUGUAUUUGUACCUAACCUACGGGGUACCUACCACUACCACCUACCACCUACUAUGUAACCUACCUAGGUACUUAUUUAUUAGUACCUAUUUCUAAAUUUAAUGAGCAUGUCUACCUCCAGUGUUGACAUAAAAUAAAAAUAAAAAAUUUAAUGGCAUUAGACUUACACACUAAUUUAUUCUCAUGGGAAUAUCCCAUAUGUAUGUCCGGUAAAGUGAUAAAACGUUUAUCUGUGUCAGAGUUCAAAAUGGGUCAUCGCCACUGUAGUCAGAUUUAGUUGAACUGUUUCAGACGAGGUUGCCUAAAUUCCUUAGUACAAUAUAAAGAAAUGUUUACCACAACAACAUUGUUAUUAAUAUUUUCAUUCAUAAACUUAAGUGUAUGUGAGAAUAUAUCACUGGAAGAAGUUUAUAAAAAAGGAAUAAAAUCGUAUUCGCGAAAAGACUGGUCAGACUGUGUUAUCCAAUUUGAAGAAACCAUAACAUUAUACAAAUUGUGCAAAAAUAUUAUUCUUAACUGUAGACAUAAAUGUAAGUCUCAACCACACCAAAAUCUAGUACAGGAUGAUUUUGAAGAUUUGAAAUUUUAUGAGAAUGUUUUUUUCAUCAGUAAUUGCAUAAUGGUAUGCCAAGAAACAGAAUUCAGCAGAGUUUCUCUAAAAAUAGAUAUUUCAGACUAUGUCCUUACAAAAAUGAUUAACUUGGAACCUUAUGAAUAUCUUCAAGUUUGUUACUAUCAAACAAACCAACUGAAGAAAGCUGCUUCCGCAGCUGCUACUUAUCUGAUUUUUCAUCCAGAUGACAGCAUAAUGAGAUCAAACUUGCAACAAUUCAUGAGACUUGCUAAAUUAAGUCCUGACGAAAUUGUUCAUUUAGAAGCUGAACAAUACACAUUAUUGUAUGACCUAGCAAUGAAGUCAUAUUCCAAGAAAGAUUGGUUGGAGACUGUUGAGCACUUGGAAAACUCAGUAAAGAAAUAUUUAUCUUCAGAAGAAAGCUGCCGAGCUGAAUGUCAGAAACUACCUGAACAGGAAUGGUCCUCAGAAUUAAUGAUAACACUCUCCAAUGCCAUAGCGGCUUUGAUUCAUUGUCAACAAAAGUGUCAGAAGAGACUCAAGUCAGUUGGCUACAUAUCUGGUAUAGAUUUUCUAUCAGAGGCCCUGAAUUAUUUGCAAAUAUGUUAUUACAAUUUAGAUAAGAUACAAGAAGCUGCAGAAGCUACUGCCAGUUUCCUUCUCUUGAAACCUGAUGAUGAAGUAAUGCUAGAAAAUAAGGAAAUAUAUAGUAAUUUUACUGAACCAGAGGCAUUUGUUGUGCGUAGUGAAAUUCAAUAUUAUUUGAAGCGCGACAAUUAUGAGAAAGAACUCUUAGAGCUAUAUGUUCACAAAAACCCCAAUCUCCAUAGCCCUAAAACAAAUUAUAUAUAACAACACUGAGCUUAUCACUUGUGGUCUGCAAAAUUUGGCUUUGUUGGCAGAUGCCUGUGUGGAUAAUGACCUCUUGGAAUUAAAAGAAAGACUUAAAAGUUUUUUCCAGCAAUACUUUUCUGUCUCAGCAUAACCUUGUACUUAGUGUGUGCAUUUUCUCACUUAGGAUACUUAAUGAAUAUUUUAAGUAUAUUUUUAUACAUUACUUAACAAAUACUUUUUUCAAAAAUAAAAUAAAUUUUCAUUUA
Molecule: messenger RNA, 1758 nt
Organism: Plodia interpunctella (Indianmeal moth)
Lineage: Eukaryota; Metazoa; Arthropoda; Insecta; Lepidoptera; Pyralidae
Product: prolyl 3-hydroxylase 1-like
Exons: 1
Coding region: 413-1510 (365 amino acids)
Biological process (GO): collagen fibril organization
Cellular component (GO): endoplasmic reticulum
Molecular function (GO): protein binding; collagen binding
Source: RefSeq, a predicted model, not a curated record